UCUGCUCUGCUCAGGUUUUCCAGGAUAGAUUCUCUCUAAAGAUCUCUCCAUGUUUAUUCCUCCCUGUUGUACGACAUGUGGUCCUCUGUGUGUGUGUGUGUGUGUGUGUGUGUGUGUGUGUGUGUGUACUGUACAAAUACUGGAGUGUGUGUUGCGCAGCUGCGCGUUAGUCUGUCAUGUUCAGCACUUUGGACAGCGCAGCUGAACCCUGGUUGGAGCGCUAAUGUCUCACUGCAGCCUGAAUGCACACAUACACACAUACAGCUCUAAUGUGUCCAUCUGAGUGUCAGUAAACCCCUGUGAGUCCAUAUAAUGAGUAGGAGUGGUCACUGUGGGAGGGGUCGCGCGGUUUUGGGAGACGCAGGAGGGAGGUGGUGGGGAAUGGGGGCGCAGUCGGUUGUGCCCCGGCAGAUUGUUCCCAAAGCUUCCAAGAGUAAGCAGACAGUCAAGGCCAGGAUUUGGAUGAUUCGUGACACUUGGAAAGAGAGAGAAACACAGAGACAGGAGGAGCAACGCCCACCGAUUAGAGUCUGGAGUGUGUGUGUGGAGACAUAAAAUGUGGAGCCUUCAAAAUAUGAGCAGUUCGUGACACGCAUGGUUUAACUCAGAGGGGCCCCCGCACGACGAAGGGAAAAACACAUGUAUGCUUUUUGUUUUGUUGUUGUUGUUUUUUUUCUAAAAUCAGCUCAAACUGAUGAGCAGACAGUGCGGGAGAGAGAGAGGAAGAGAGAGAAGGGGGGGUUUGGAUGUGCGCAACGGAGCAUGAGUGCCACUGCGGGCACGGAGCGCGCUGUUCCUUUUUAUCAAUUUUGUUUAUUCCUGCUGUAAAAGUAUCUCCUCCCUCAUGCGCUCCAUCUUCUACACAUCCUUAAAAAAACAAACAGAUUCAAUUUGGUGGAAACUCUUCUUUGCCAUGGAACCUGUUGUCUGGCGAUGAUUUGUUGCGUGCUUGGAAUAUUUUCUUUUUUGUUCCCAAUAACAAGUGGUGAGUUGAUCCAGGAACAAAAGCGACUGAAGGAGAGGGAAAUAAGGCUGUGAGAUGUCUGAUGUGAUGAUCUGCGCACUGUGAGAGUUCCCAACUUGAUGUUCCUCUGCUACACUCUGUGACCCUCCCGUCUUUAUCGGCGACUCAGCACAUUUCCCGAUGAGGAUGUCCUCUGUUUGCGAGCAAGAUUUAAGGAUUUCACAGAAAUUGGAUUUUUCUCUUUUUGUAUUUGGGGAAUGGCUGCUAAAAAUAGCCUGAAUGCUGAUGAGGUUACAAAGAACAGGUUGGUGUUUAGCUGAAACUUAGAGACAUGCGGAAAGAUGCUCAGUUCUAGGACAUUUUAAAUCUCAUCACAGACAAAGUGAGAGAAAGGAAGGAGAGACAAAAAAAAAAGGAUCCGUCAACCAUCAGUUAUUUGGUGGGGAAAAAUUUAUUCAGAUCAGCAUAGUUCACUUGAGGAGAAUAGAGACCAACAGGCGAUCUUUGGUAGCAGCUUGUUGAUGGCACUGCGCACUGGGAGGACUUGGUUUGGGCAGGUCUUGCGCAGGGUCUUUCGGCUGCAGGGCUCCUGGUCCAGGCGAUCAAGCAGUCUCUUGUGUCUCUCCGCGAACCAGGAGCAGGAUCUGGGGUUCUGUCACCGGGAUCACUACAAGGCGGGGGAUUUCCACCGCUGCUCCGAGUCCGGCGUCCACCGCGUCCACCGUCACCGGAGCGCACCUUUCUGCGCUUCCGCCUCCAGGCGCUGUCCACACGGCUUUCCCCACGCUUGCUGCGCCUUCCCCGGGAAUCCGAGGGGACAUGAGCCCCUCGGUCGCCGGUUCCUGUUGGCCAUGAAGCGGCAAAACGUGCGGACCUUGUCCCUAAUCAUUUGCACGUUUACAUACCUGCUCGUCGGGGCCGCCGUCUUUGACGCCCUGGAGUCCGACUUCGAGAUGCGGGAAAAAGAGCAGCUGGAAGCCGAGGAGAAGCGUCUCCAGGGGAAAUAUAACAUCAGCGAGGAUGAUUACCGCAAACUGGAGACCAUCAUCAUGGAGGCAGAGCCCCACAGAGCCGGGGUGCAGUGGAAAUUCGCAGGGUCAUUUUACUUUGCCAUCACGGUUAUCACCACAAUAGGCUAUGGCCAUGCAGCGCCGGGGACCGAUGCAGGGAAGGCCUUUUGCAUGUUUUAUGCCGUCCUGGGAAUCCCUUUGACUCUUGUCAUGUUUCAAAGUCUGGGCGAGAGGAUGAACACUUUUGUUAAGUACCUCCUGAAGCGGAUCAAGAAGUGCUGUGGCAUGAGCAUCACCGAUGUGUCCAUGGAGAACAUGGUGACCGUAGGAUUCUUCUCCUGCGUCGGCACCCUGUGCAUCGGGGCUGCUGCCUUCUCCCAUUACGAGGAUUGGAGCUUCUUCCAGUCAUAUUAUUACUGCUUCAUCACAUUAACAACUAUAGGCUUUGGGGACUUUGUGGCUCUUCAAAAGAACCGGGCCCUCCAGAAGAAGCCCCUGUAUGUGGCCUUUAGCUUCAUGUAUAUCUUGGUGGGCCUGACGGUCAUCGGGGCAUUCCUCAACCUGGUGGUGCUCCGAUUCCUCACUAUGAACAGUGAGGAUGAGCGUCGGGAUGCUGAGGAACGGGCCUCGCUAGCUGGCAACCGGAACAGCAUGAUCAUCCACAUCCAGGACGAGUCGCUGCCGCGGGGCCGGCGGCGGCGUGAGCCGUACCGGGCGGAAGUGACUGAUUUGCAGUCAGUCUGCUCCUGUAUGCACUACCACUCGCAUGACUUCGGCAGCUCUGGGGGAGGGAUGGGAGGCCUGGGCUGUGCCUUCUCCCAUCAGAACUCAUUCAGCUCACAGCUGAAUCCCAAUCAGUACUUUCACUCAGUUUCCUACAGGAUCGAGGAGAUCUCGCCCAGCACCUUGAAAAACAGCUUCUUCCCUUCACCCAUCAGCUCGAUGUCUCCGGGCCUUCACAGCUUCACAGACAAUCACCAGCUCAUGAGGAGACGGAAAUCCAUCUAAAUCCAAACAUAGACAGGACAAACGAGUUUCCAUGUUUUAUACACAAGGUCAAACAUUUCCAAUGCUGCUCCUUACCAAAUCUUAUUUCAGCACUUUUUUUUUUUCCCUUUUUAGUUCUAUGUAAUAUAAAAAGUAUUCUUGGGAAAAGAUGAAGAACACUAUGCGGAACAGCAAGCGUGGACACAAUGGGAUGCAAAGCAUGAAGCAUGGAUGUCUAUUUUUUCAAGAGAUUGCUCCAUUUACACGAACUACAAGACCUUCCUUAUUUCAGAUUUACAGUACAAAAUUGAUAUAUUAACUUUGGUUACAUACCAAAUGAUGCACACUUGGGGAAAUCCUAUUUUUCAAAAGGGAGUAUGCUUGUUUCACCUUAACUUGAAGAAACUUUUACCGUUAUGUACUAUUCCAUUGCCUCACUGCAGACAGAGAUUUUAAAAUGACUUAAAGCAUCAGGUAUUGUUUUCUAAAAGCAAUCAUAUAUUUCAAUGGUUUCACCACACAUCAAGCCAAAAUAUUGUUGCCAAUGUUAGCAUGUGCAUUAGAUGUCAUUUAAUGAGUGUGCCAUGGUUUUGUGACAUUCUUUAGUCUAUUUAUAGAACAGCUGUAUGAAGAGCGUCCGUUUGUUUUGGAUUCAAAGGAUCAUGCUGCUGUUAUUAGAUAUUUCACCCUAAUUUGGCCACAAAUUUAAUUUCACCCACAGCCUUUUUCAUAAUGAGAGUUAAAGAGACCUAAAGGAAAAUCCACCCUCCACACUACACUGGUAAACACAUUUGCAAAUUUUGGUUGGUUUUACACAAAUAUUCAUCAAUUUACUGUCACCUUAAAAGACCAGAAUGCAAUGCAGCUGUAGAUAUGUAACAUUAGGGGUAUUCAGUGGUUUAGGUCUACACAACAGUAAGACACAAGAGACAGAUAAAGACGAAGAUAAAACGUUUCCUGACUUUUAGAAUCCAGUAUGGAUCAAACUCUAAAAACACUGGAUCCUACAAUUCCCAUGAUGCAACUCAAUGGCAUUUUAAAUAAGACACUCACUGCUUUCUAAAUGUCAACCUUCUUUCAAACCCUGUACCUGCACAGGCAUUCGUUUUUAAAAUUUUAAAAAAA
Molecule: messenger RNA, 4086 nt
Organism: Larimichthys crocea (large yellow croaker)
Lineage: Eukaryota; Metazoa; Chordata; Actinopteri; Sciaenidae
Gene: kcnk9
Product: potassium channel, subfamily K, member 9
Exons: 2
Coding region: 1486-2982 (498 amino acids)
Biological process (GO): potassium ion transmembrane transport; stabilization of membrane potential
Cellular component (GO): plasma membrane
Molecular function (GO): outward rectifier potassium channel activity; potassium ion leak channel activity
Source: RefSeq, a predicted model, not a curated record